UGGCAAAUGGCAAUCAAAAAAUCAAAACAAGUAAAACGACGAAUCAUAAAAUUCGUUAAGCAAAAAGUUAGUUACGAUUUAAAUUAAUAUUUACUUCCAUCACCAAAACGUUUUCAUAAAUUGUGGCCCUUCAUCCAAAUUCAGGAAGUAGAUAUGGCAGGUUACUUCGAAGAAAUGGGAUGGAGAGAGUUAGGAGAAGGAGAGGAACCAAAUCAUCUACUGCAUAUGGCAAGAUUCCUCGUAGACUUUGGGCUAUAUGAGGACAAUUUCACUGGAGAGUGGCCGAGACUACCUCCACCAGCUGCAAAGGAAGCCGUAGACAACCUGCCAGAAAUUACAAUUGAUGAUUCUACCAAGGAUUGUCCAAUAUGUUUAAAGAAGUUUAAUCCAGGAGAGAAGGCUAAACAAAUGCCAUGUAAACAUAUUUUUCACAGUACCUGCAUUCUGACCUGGCUAGCCAAAACAAAUUCAUGUCCAUUUUGCCGAUUUGAGCUACCUACAGACCACACAGGAUAUGAAGCAUUCAAAAAGGAAAAAAAGAGAGCAGAGCAGCGUAAAGAAGACCUUGACACUCUUCAUAAUUCAAUGUUUAGUUGAUUUCAUCCGAAAAUAAGAAGCAGGUAACUUGGAUAACAUGCAAAUGAAAACAUGUUUUACAUUUCUAUUUAGCAUUGCCUACUGGCUCAA
This is a messenger RNA of Cydia splendana, 687 nucleotides long. Its product is annotated as E3 ubiquitin-protein ligase RNF181-like. Gene Ontology annotation, molecular function: ubiquitin protein ligase activity. The transcript has 3 exons. The coding region runs from base 154 to 597 and encodes 147 amino acids. Gene Ontology annotation, cellular component: cytoplasm. Gene Ontology annotation, biological process: protein ubiquitination. The record is from RefSeq and is a predicted model, not a curated record. Lineage: Eukaryota; Metazoa; Arthropoda; Insecta; Lepidoptera; Tortricidae.